Messenger RNA from Funneliformis caledonium, 444 nucleotides. The record is from the annotation of a GenBank genome assembly. Lineage: Eukaryota; Fungi; Glomeromycota; Glomeromycetes; Glomerales; Glomeraceae.
AUGGAUAAUAAUGUAGCUAUAAAUAAAGCAAUUUCAGCUGCGUGGUCAGGUAUAAAAUCUUGGGCAUUUUUAGGACCUCCUGGAAUGUUAAUUGGAGAUUUCAUUGAAGGAUUAAUAAAUUGCAAUGUGUUAACUGCUGCCGUGAAUGCUAUUGAAGAGGGAUUUAUUUGGUAUAAUCAUACUAGGAUAGUUAAAUUGGAAAAGGAGUUACAAAAUAGGCAUAAUUACGGAAUUAAUAUAGAAGAAAAUAGCAAAGAAUUUCAUUUCGCUAUGGCAGAUCUAAAGAAAAAUCUAGAGAAAUUUAAAGAAAUGGUGAUUUUUCUUGAAGAAGAAAAUAAGAGAUUAAAAGAUAUUUUUAAAGAAAAAGAGCAAAUAUUAUCAACCAUUAACCUUUCAGUAAAUGAGAUCAACGACGAAUGGAAUGAAUGGAAUAAAUAUGAAUAA